GGGGGGGAGAGUUUGUCUCUAGUUGACGUACACAAUCGAAACCACGAGACGAAACCUCACAACUCUGUUAAACCAGCGCGUGACUUCACAGCUCCCCCUCACUGCCGUCCUUCGCCACCAUCAGCUCCACUGCUCCAGCAAUGGCGAGUCUCCCUCGAUCCGAUCUACUCUUCCAUUUCCAAUUCCGAGCUCCCGAUUCGCCGAAUCGACCGAUCCGAGCUCAAGCAUUUCAUUUCGCGCUCUGAUAAUAUCGGUGUCUUGUUUGUUUGCAGGCAUCGAAGCCGGUCACCGCCCCAGUCCCGAUCACUUGGUACCCAACCCUAUCAGUUCUCAUGCUCUCUAUCGGCCUUCUCAUCACCGCCUCCUUCUUCAUCUAUGAAGCCACGUCCUCGAGGAAAACCCGCAGUCUUGGGAAAGAACUGACCACAGGAGCGCUGGCAUCUUUCUUCCUGGGUUUUGGGUCCUUGUUCCUGCUCCUCGCAUCGGGCGUUUAUGUUUAGACUAGACUCUUAUGAUAUUUACUCCCCGUAGAACUGCUUAAAAUUUUGUCGAUGAGACUUGCUUUAUAGAAGAAAUGUUUGACGGUUUUCAGCUGAAUAGAGUAUUUUGGCAAUGAGACGCAGAACGUUUUCUUGCCCUUGAUAAUAGUUUGGAGUGGUCUAUUUUUCCAGACAACCUCAGUGUUGUGGUUUGCAGUUGCGGUUGGAUUAACUACCCAAGUUUUUUUUCCUACUCUGUAAUUCGCCGUUUCUUGAAUUCUGUCAUUCUUUUUUUAUCAGAGUGUAGGGGAAGAUCAUAGUUGUAUGUUCGAAAAGAUGAUAAACGAUGCUUUGUGAAUGAAUCGAAAAUUUCGAAAAGCAUACGAGUAACGAGGAUUGCUG
Molecule: messenger RNA, 881 nt
Organism: Linum tenue
Lineage: Eukaryota; Viridiplantae; Streptophyta; Magnoliopsida; Malpighiales; Linaceae
Source: the annotation of a GenBank genome assembly